Molecule: messenger RNA, 3911 nt
Organism: Impatiens glandulifera
Lineage: Eukaryota; Viridiplantae; Streptophyta; Magnoliopsida; Ericales; Balsaminaceae
Exons: 10
Coding region: 792-3629 (945 amino acids)
Source: RefSeq, a predicted model, not a curated record
UCAUCGUCGCUAAGCAGGAAGAAAGAGAGACAGACACCUUCUCUAUAAAACCAAAACAAUCUUGUUUUCUUCCGCCCUAAUACGAUCGAUCAAGAAAACUAUAAAGCUCAAUGUUACCCUCGUCGUUUCACCGAUUCAGUUCGCUUCAUAUCACAAAACCCUAUCUUCGCAAUCGAGAUUUCUAUCCACACGCAGAAUAAACCUAGACCUAUUGUUGUUGUUGUUGUUGUUGUUAAAGAUUUGUAAAUUCUUGUCAAAUUGCUUUUCUUGUUGCUUUUGUGAAAAUGGGUCAUUGUAAGCUGCCUUGUUGAUGAGACCCUUUAUCAUUUGGAUCUUGUUAUUUUAGCUGGAUCGUGUUGUGGAACUGAUAAACCUCAUACUGGAGAUACUGGGUUUACGUUUUUUGUGUCCAAUAUCCUAUUAUUGAUUGAACUUCAAUUCAAGAUGUACUGAUUCUUAGUUGUUUUCCUUUGGGAGAAACAACUAUAGGAAGAACUCUAUUCAUAUUCGUCCUGCCAGUUGUAGAUUCCUAUUCAUCCUUUGGGUUCAUGCAUGAAGUGAAAGUGAACUCUUACAACAUCCUUGGUUUUUAGUUGGGGCUUUGCUUGUUCUGUGAAUCAGUACACCACAUGCUUGGUUUUGACAAAGAUUAGCUAAUUUAUGUGGGAAGACAUUAUGGAAUAACACGGAUAUAGGGUUCUAGAGAUUGUCUUCUUUACAAUUUCAUUACUGUUCAGAGGUGUACAUCAUAGUUUGGGAGUGUUCAGUUCUUGUUGCUUGGAAAUUACAAAAUGAGCAUGAAAGAUGAAAUUGGAUACUCUCCUGUCGAGGCCGCUGAAUCAUCUCAAGAACCUAACAAGUGCAGGCAAUCAAAGAUUGCAUAUACUCGAGACUUUCUGUUAUCGCUGAGUGAAUUAGAUGUUUGCAAAGAGUUGCCUAGUGGAUUUGAUCCGUCAAAAUUGAGUGAAUUUGGAGAUAUCAAUUAUGGAUUAUUUCAAGACAAACAGAGGAAUCAUGGAAAUUUUCCUUUACAAAGUCUUCAGCGUAACGAGUAUGGUUCGUCACCACCUGCUAGAGGGGAUUCAAAUAACUAUACUAAGGGAAUCUAUGGAAAGAGGGACAAUCAUUCGGGUAGCUGGAAUGACAAAGAUACUCAUUUACAAUCUGAAAGGGAUUCAGAUACUGGGAGGCGUUACGGAAACCUUUCCAGGAAAUCAUGGCAAACUUCUGAGCAUGAUGGGCUACUUGGUAGUGGUUCGUUUUCAAGACCAUCAUCUGGUCAUACAGCUGGGUUAUCAGACUCAAAGGUUCCACCAAAUGAUCACUAUCAGUUGAAUAGGAGCACCGAGCCAUACCAUCCACCUCGACCUUACAAGGCGGUGCCCCAUGUGAGGAGGGAGACUAAGGACUCUCGCAAUGACGAGACAUUUGGUUCAUCUGAGAGUGCAGGUGAGGAUAAGAUGGAAGAGGAGAGAAGAAGGAGAGCAUCAUUUGAACUGAUGAGGAAGGAGCAACACAAAUCACUUCAAGAGAAGCAGAACCAAAAUGCAGAGAAGCGUAAAGAUGGUCAAGUCUCAGACAUCUCUGAGUUUCUGGACGAUACUAGUAGAGAUCUGAGACCUUUUGGUAGACGCGAAGUUGAUGAGACAGUGAUACCACCUGCUUCAACCGAUUCUAGCAAAUCAUCUUUACUGCCUCAAAUUUCGAGACCCCGCGUGCCCCCUGGUUUUAAGAAUACAGUUCCAGAGAAGGAUUCUUGCACCUCAUUAGAGGUUGGAAUAUCCAAAGUUGAGGAAAGUUUUUCUCAUGGUGAAACUAUUGGAAAGAAUGGUAUUCUGGACAAUCGAGAAGUGAGGCCAAACACAAAUAAAACUUUUGGAAACAAGCAAGCUGAGAAAGCAAGUGCGGGUAUACCAUUAUUUAACGAUGAUAAACUGACUUUUCUAUCGUCAGCUGAUACGAUACUUUCAAGUAUAGUAGAUGCUUCUGAGACCACAAUGAAAAUGGAAGAUCACAAUGCAAGUAAUGGGAUGAAGCAGCAUAAUACAUCUAUCCUGGGAAAGAUGGUAGACAGCGUUUUAUUGCUGAAUGUUAAUGGAUCAUCUGAUGCAAACGAGCUUCCUGUUGGUGAACAUUAUGAUGUUAAGGGGUCUGAUGCUGUUCAAUCCUCCAAGUUUGCACAUUGGUUUCUUGAAGAUGAAAAGAAGACAAGUGAUACUUCAUUUGGAAGAGCAAACAACUUACUUUCACUAAUUGGCAUCAGUGAUAAUCAUGCAUCCCAAGUCACUGAUGUGGAAGCAACCAAACAAAAUAUGAAAGAGUUUUCCUUCAUGGCUUCUGAAACAAUGACUGGUGAUGGUUCUUCCUCAAUUGGGUUAUCUGAACAGUCAUACAGUUUGUCCAACCAAGGCAAUGCUCCUAAAGUAUUGACAUGUGAAGAUCUUGAACAAACGAUCCUCUCCGAAUAUGGUGAAAGUUCUUUGACCCAGAAUACCAAUCUCCAGAGCUGGAGUCCUUUAGCAUCCAGUACGCAGCCGACGAAAGCAGAUAUUGAUAGCCGUGCAUCUCAACAUCUUUUGAAUUUAUUACAAAAUGGAAAAGACAUUCAAGACGUGGAGCAAAGUUGUAGGCUGUUCAAUGGGAAACAUGUUUCUGAACAUGCAAAUGGUGGCAACAUAAAAGUGGAUGUGGCGGAGAAUAAUUCUUUUCCCGGGAAGAGUCUAACUCUUGAAACACUUUUUGGUAGUGCUUUUAUGAAGGAGUUGCAAUCUGUGGAUGCACCUGUUUCUACACAGAGGGGUUCAGUAGGCUCUAGAAGAAUUGAUGAAAAUGAUGCAUUGGGCUUAAAUCAAAAUCAACAAACUAAGUUGGAUAGAACAGGGAAAUGGGUAGUUGGUGAUACUCAAAUUGAUGUUGGCCCUUCGAAACAGCUGGAUGGUUAUAAUGAUUUGGUUGAUGUUCAGUUGCCUGAAGGUGACCUGGUCCCCAAUUCCUUAUUUUCCUUUUCUGGUAAGCCAAUAACUAAAAGAGAUUCUCAGCCCAUGAACAUAACAGUUUCUACAGGCCUUGAAGGUUCUUCAUUUGUUCGUGGUCCUUAUAACUUGGUUGAACCAGAGAUCCCAUAUCAUAACUUUCAAUCCCAGACCUCAUCUCCUCCAGUUUAUUCUCAUAUAAAUCAGGCGAGGUCAUUUCCUAAUCCACAUGAUGUUCAGGCCAGGCAAUUCAAUGGAAGUAUGCAUCAUCUUUUGCCUUCCCAUCAUUCCACUGCAAGACCUAGAGGAGGUUAUGAUCUUCCCAUUCAUCCAAUGUUACAGCAAAUGCAAAUGUCAGCCAACGUUCCUCCAUCUCACAUGGUACGUGAAAUUCAAAGGGGCCCUCCUCUACUGCCUCCUCUGCAGGAAUUGAAUGCAAUGCAGGGAGUUCCUUUUCUACACCGGCCACCCAAUUUUGCUGGACAUGGAAUGCCCAUGAUGAGUGCAGAUGGAAACAUUGGGAAUAAUUAUCCAGAAGCUAUCCAACGGUUGAUAGAGAUGGAGGUCAGGGCAAAUGCUGCGAAACAACGGGCACAUCACAAUAGCCAGGGUAUGUUUGGCCAUGACCAAUUAGAUGUGGGUUUUCGCUAUAGGUAGUAGUAGGUAGAUAUCCAGAUCGACGACUUCUGUAAUCGAUGUCGAGAAGACCAUGUACAAAGAAGUCUAUUUUCUCUUUUCAUUUUGAAAGAAAAAAAAAGAUGGUUAAAAAAGUGACCAGAAAUGGUUCAAUUAUGGGAUUCUCUAUGGGCAUGUUGGUUGAUUGUUUUGCACUUUGUUUUUGGUGAAGUUCUCAGUUCAUCUUUGUGUGGAGAUUUUGGACAUUUUCUGUCAAAUAAUCCUUGAAUGCAUAAAAAACUUCUGCCAGAUAUUUUAUUUGGA